Molecule: messenger RNA, 2094 nt
Organism: Miscanthus lutarioriparius
Lineage: Eukaryota; Viridiplantae; Streptophyta; Magnoliopsida; Poales; Poaceae
Source: the annotation of a GenBank genome assembly
AUGAGCUCCAGGAACCGCUCCGCCGCCGCCGCCGCCGCCUCCUCGUGCGUUGCCCCGGCUGCGGCGCCGUCUCUCCGGACGCCGCGCCGCCUGAGGCGUCGGCCGGUUAAGGCGCCGACCGGCGCGCCCGGCGGCGGGCGGCGGAGCGGGCCCGCGACGCCGCUGCUGAAAUGGGACGUGGGUGGCGGGCGCGGGGAGGGGAGGAAGGGGGCUGGCGCCGCUGACGAAGCGCGGGACGCCGCGCGGGAGACCAAGGCGAGGGAGGUGUCGGUGCGGAGGCUCGCGGCCGGGGUCUGGCGGCUGCGCCCGCCGGAGGCCGUGGCCGGGGGCGGCGGCGGCGGCGGCGGUGGCGAGAGCAGGGUCCGCGUGGGUGUCGAGCAUAUCCCAAGGCAUCUACAAGUCCAGCUUCUGAAGCAGAACACUUCAGGUCAUCACCAGAGUUUGAAGAAUGAGGUUUCAAGCCCCAUAUCUGUUUUGGAGCGGAAGAGUGGAGAGCUCCACAAGGUACAACUUCAUGCUACUUCUGCUAUGCUGCCUGUCACUACCAUGGAGAAGGCAACAAAAUGGGAGCCUGGGGACAUAAAGGGAAUGGAAUCACAUGAUGCGUAUCUGAUAGCCAGCCAGCUAAAUCUUCUUAAUGAGCAGCAAGAUACAGCGUAUGUUGCUAAUCUCCAGAUGGAGCUCCAGCAAGCACGUGAUAGGAUAAGUGAGCUGGAAACUGAGCGGCGAUCAGCUAAGAAGAAGCUUGAUCACUUGUUCAAGAAACUUGCAGAGGAGAAAGCAGCUUGGAGGAACAGAGAGCAUGAAAAGGUGCGUGCUAUUCUCGAAGAUAUGAAGGCAGACCUUGACCAUGAGAAGAAAAACCGGAGGCGUCUGGAGAUGAUUAACUUGAAACUCGUUAAUGAGUUGAAGGAGGCCAAGAUGUCAGCAAAACAGCUGUUACUAGAGUAUGAUACAGAGAGGAAGGCACGUGAGCUCACUGAGGAGGUGUGCAACGAGCUAGCAAGAGAGGUGGAGGAAGACAAAGCUGAGAUUGAGGCCUUGAAACAGGACUCUCUGAGGUUGCGGGAGGAGGUAGACGAGGAGCGGAAGAUGCUGCAGAUGGCUGAGGUGUGGCGUGAAGAACGGGUGCAGAUGAAGCUUGUUGAUGCAAAACUUACUCUCGACGCAAAAUACACACAGCUGAGCAAACUGCAACAGGAUGUUGAGGCUUUUAUUGCUGCAUGCAGUACUGCAAAUGGAAACAUAACAGUAGUAGAGGAAGCAGAGAACAUAAUACAGGCAAUCAAGUCAGUCAGAGCCCAAGAUGCUGAAUUCAGAUAUGAGCCACCAGCAGCAUCAGAAGACAUAUUUUCCAUUUUUGAAGAGCUGCGUCCAAGUGAGGAGCCUGUCAUCAAGGAGAUUGAGCCAUGCUACAAGAAUAGCUCUGCCAAAUGUGAAUCAGAAAUUCAAGAGGCUAGCCCAAUGACCGAUAUAUUCCUUGAAAAGAAAGCCAAGACAUACUCAAACAAAAGCCCUAAAGAUGAAAGCGACACUGAAGAUAGCAGCAGCUGGGAGACAAUAAGCCAUGAAGAUAUGCAGGGUUCAAGCGGUUCACCCGACGGAAGCGAACCUUCAGUCAGCAACAAGAUCUGCGAGGGAAGCAUUUCUUGGAAGAGCAGGAAUGGUUUCGAGUAUAGGGAGAAUGAGAAGCUGAAAGAUGACUUAGCUGAUGGCUACCUGACAAACAUGAACCAACCCAAGAAGAAAGAAUCAGCCAUUUCAAAGCUCUGGAAAUCAUCCCGCCCAAAGAACAGUGAGAUAUGCAAGAAAGAUGCAGUUGAAACGGUAAAUGCAAGAUCAUCCAAUGUACGGCUCUCAGUUGGGACUUAUUCCACUGUUGAAAGUGGCAUCCAAGAAAUAGGACUCAGUCCACCGAGCGUCGAGCAGUGGAGCUCGCCAGACUCGAUGAACAUUCAAUUCAACCGGGGCUUCAAGGGCUGUAUAGAGUACCCGCGGACGUCCCAGAAGCACAGCUUGAAGGCAAAGCUCAUGGAAGCACGGAUGGAGAGCCAGAAGGUCCAGCUCCGCCAGGUGCUCAAGCAGAAGAUCUAG